Molecule: messenger RNA, 774 nt
Organism: Kluyveromyces marxianus DMKU3-1042
Lineage: Eukaryota; Fungi; Ascomycota; Saccharomycetes; Saccharomycetales; Saccharomycetaceae
Gene: BUD21
Product: Bud21p
Exons: 1
Coding region: 1-774 (257 amino acids)
Biological process (GO): rRNA processing
Molecular function (GO): snoRNA binding
Source: RefSeq, a predicted model, not a curated record
AUGGGGUUGAAAAAAGUGUUUGAAUCCGGCGCAGCAGUGGUAGCGAAAAGGCAUCUAAAGUUCGAUGACGAUGCAGAAGACUCUUUCCAUACAGCAGACGAGGGCAAUUCCACGCUGGAAGCUAUCAAUGUAGCAAAGAAACAACCAGUUGAUAGUGAUAGUGAUAGCGAUAGCGAUAGUGAGAGUGAUGCGCCUGAAGAAGAGGGCUUGAGCAGUGGGAAAGACGUUUUGGAGGAGAAGAUUAAAGCACAAGAGGAAGCCAAGAGGGCCCAAGAAGAAGCAGCUAAGGAGAGAAGACGGAAGAAUGAGAGGAUAUUCAAGCAGCAGCAAUUGGAGAAGAAGAAGAAACUCGAGUUAGAAGAGGCUAAACAACGAUCAGACGUGCAGAACAGUGGUGUUGCUGUGCGAACCGACGAUAUGGAAGACCCAGAGGAGCUACCACAAGAGUUCUUCGACGAGCUAGAGACAAAUGAAGAGGACCCGGAAGAAAGUGAUAAAGCCCAAGGCUUGAGCGUGAAGCCAAAACAUAUAAACUUCAGUAAGCAGGAUCUUGAGGCUGCCAGGGAAGAAGAACAGCUGGUGAGAGAGGAAAUACGAAAACAAAAGAGGAGAACUCUAAGAGAUUUAAGAAAGACACAAGUCCAGAAAGGCCCAGUGACGGUCAAUCUUCUUUCUUCGAUGAAUGUGUCCAGGUCGCUAGCCCCUAAGAGAGAAACUAGCAUCUUGAAGUCGAAGGAUAAGUGGUUGAAGAGAAGAAGCCUAAAACGUAAAUAA